AUGUCUCCAAAAUCCGACAGCACCCAGAGAAGUGAGAGAGACCCCUACUAUGAUGUGUCUGAUGAGGAUGACCCUUCUGCUUCUCCACCCUGUUCUCCAGCCCCUUCUGCUGGGAGUGAGGGCUGUCUGCUAAGAGAGGGUUUGCCUUUCGCUGACCUCAGAGAGCCACAGCCCAAAAAGCAAAAAGGCAGAAGAGCACGAUCACAGGCCAAGAGUGAAGGGACUGUUGUUAAACAGAAGAAACAUCGUAGGGUGAAAGCCAAUGACAGAGAAAGGAACAGGAUGCAUAACCUCAACUCUGCCUUGGAUACCUUGAGAAACGUCCUGCCAACAUUUCCUGACGAUGCCAAGCUGACCAAGAUUGAAACUCUGAGGUUUGCUCAUAACUAUAUUUGGGCUCUGUCUGAGACCCUGCAGAUGGCUGACCACAGCAUAUUCAGCAUGGGGCUCCAAGACAUGAGAGACUCCAUACAGAAGACCUGCCUAAUGGUGGAUCUGGCAAGCCCAAGUAGCAGCUGCAGUUCCUCCAGUGACUGGGACUCCCUCUACUCCGCAGUGUCCCAGGGAAGUAGCCACAGUCCCACAGAGUCCAUGGACGAUUUUAUCUCUCAGCCCCACUCCUGUCUGCGGCACACUGCCACAUUCUCACAGUUUCUGUGA
Molecule: messenger RNA, 660 nt
Organism: Pseudophryne corroboree (corroboree frog)
Lineage: Eukaryota; Metazoa; Chordata; Amphibia; Anura; Myobatrachidae
Gene: NEUROG3
Product: neurogenin 3
Exons: 1
Coding region: 1-660 (219 amino acids)
Biological process (GO): positive regulation of transcription by RNA polymerase II; forebrain development; sensory organ development
Cellular component (GO): nucleus
Molecular function (GO): protein dimerization activity; E-box binding; DNA-binding transcription factor activity, RNA polymerase II-specific
Source: RefSeq, a predicted model, not a curated record